Molecule: messenger RNA, 2495 nt
Organism: Mustela erminea (ermine)
Lineage: Eukaryota; Metazoa; Chordata; Mammalia; Carnivora; Mustelidae
Exons: 6
Coding region: 1128-2423 (431 amino acids)
Cellular component (GO): plasma membrane
Molecular function (GO): transmembrane signaling receptor activity
Source: RefSeq, a predicted model, not a curated record
GCAAUCUACAAAACCUCAUAGCACUAAGAGAUGAGUUCAUCAUGGGAUACAAGAUGAACACACAAAAAUCAUCUUCCAGUCCAGUGCAGCCUUCCAAUGAGUAGAGCCUGGUAAAUAUCUUGACCACAACUUUGUGAAAAGACACUCUGAGUCACAACCACCUAGAUAAGCCACUCUCAGAUUUGUGACUCUCAGCAAGUGUGAGAUAAUAUUAAGUGUUUUCAGCCACGAAGUUCUGGGGGAAUUUGUUGUACCACCAUAGAUAUUACAUCUUGUUGGACCACAGUUGCCUAGGGCCAUGUCUGCAGCCAAUGCAGUGUUUCAUCAUUCACUCAGUUUGAAUUAGGACAGACCCACCUCCCCACCACCUGUCAAGGACCAUCCCUCAUCUCUGCACCUUGAAGAGGCUCCCGGUCACCAUGUGAACCCAAAAGGGACACCAGCAGUCAGUGCUUUGGCAGACCACCCUCUUGUGACACAAUGGCUCCUCUUGCCACUGGGUAGAGAGGAGAAGCCCAGUCUCAGCUUCACAUGUCCCCAACGUCCCAUCAGCUCCUUCAAUCUCUGGACCUUCUUGUCUGUUGUCAGUCCUCUGCCCUGCGAGUUACAGUAGAAUGGCCAUUCCAAAGAAGAAAGAGUCAAAGUGAGGUGCACAUGGGGUUGAUGAUGGCUGUUCCAUGUCCACGUCUUGAGAACAGGGAAACAUACUGGAGGGAAGCAAGCCUGGGGGAUUAAUAUCCUGGUCGUGAACCCAGAGCCAAACGGAACUUGUGAAAUAUCUGAGGUCACAGUUCCAACUUGUGUGGCCAGAGGAGAGCAGGGGUCCCAUGGAGGCUGUGGGUGCUUUGAACUGUAGGCCAGGGGUGGGGGCCCUAACAGCACUGUGGUCACCACUAAUGCCUGAGAGAAUGGGCUGCUGGGGGCUCCACCCCGGACAUGGUCCAUUCUGACUACGAGGAAGUGACAUGUCACAGGGGUGAGGAAAUCUCACUGAGGAAGAAAUGCUCUAGUGUUGCUCCAUUAUGUGGGGCGAGUGUGGUCAGUGAGAGGAGCAGAUGUUGGCUGUGGAAGGGGAUGGCAAUCCCAAUCUAGACCUGGACCAGUAGCCGUCCUGUCAUCUGGAUUGAAUGGAUUCGAGCACCAGGUCCAGGACUCUGCCUCAGCCCUUGGUGCUGCUGUCCCACAGCUUCCUGCACCCCAACCUCCUUGAGUCAGCGUGGAAGAAGAUUGUGAGACCAAACGCAGGCAGGACGAGGAAGCAAAGAGGUCUCAGAAAGCAGAAGUGGGCCCUGGAGACUGGACCCUUCGUGAGAAGGCUUGAAAUUAUCUCCCAUCAGGAGCCUGGCAUUGCUGUGGGUGACAUCUGUGUUGCAGACAUGACCCCAGGGGAUGGGAGGCCGUGGCUGCCUGCAGCGCUGCUCCUUCUGCAGGUCCCAGGAAAAGCCAGUCCUGCCAAGGUCUCCUCCAGACCCCAAGGGCCCUUCAUGGACACCAGGAUCACCAUGACCCCAGAUCCCCUUGACCCAGGCCCAUCUGUGACCUUGGAGAACCUCACAGAAGGUGAUGGAGGAACAUACCGGUGUGGGAUUGAUACAUCAUGGCUCUCAGAAUAUUUGCUCGACCUCACCUUCCGAGUUGUGUUGUCUGUGACCCCAGGUGCUGAUAGUGUCCCUGGGCCUCUGACAGGCCUGGGCUGGCCUCAGGGGCCCUGCACGAGGAGCUGCUCGAAGGUGAAAGUGUUGGGCACUUGUGCGCAGUCCUACUCUGAGUUCCCAUCAACAAUGGUGUGUUCUGAGAGUUCCCGCUCUUUGUCUCUGAGUGGCCCCAGCACUGUGAUGGGCACCGUGGGGGGAUCCCUGAGUGUGCAGUGUCAGUACGAGGAGAAGUACAAGACAUUUACCAAAUACUGGUGCCGGCAACCAUGCUUGCCACCUUGGAACCAGACGGUGGCCACCGGAAGGUCUGAGGAAAAGAUGAGGAGUGGCCGCGUGUCCAUUGUGGACCAUGCUGAAGACCUCACCUUCACAGUGACCUUGGAGAACCUCACUGCAGAUGAUGCAGGAAAAUACAGGUGUGGGAUCGCAACAAUACUGCAUGAAGAAGGACUCCAUGGUUUCCUGCCUGACCUCUUCUUCCAGGUUCAAGUGUUUGUUUCCCCCAGGUCCCAGGUUGUCAGCAUCCACUUCCUGCUUCUCAUACUCCUGAAGGUGCCCCUGUUUCUGAUGAUGCUCAGUGUCAUCCUCUGGGUCAACAGAUCUCAAUGGGCAAUUUGUGGGACACAGAGUCGGCCUGAUGAAGACAACAUGCAGCCCUCCUUGUCCAUCAACAUCCUGUCCAGAGACACUGCCACUCACACUAGAAGAGGAAGGACUUCCGGCCCCAAGCCUUCUAUCUCUUCCCACCUUGUUCCCCAAAAGUGGUAAAUUUAAGAAAAGCUUGUGAAAACGCAAUAAAACAUGCCACAUGCGCAUACACACAAUUGUGUGUAUAACGUA